CGGCUUCCAGGCAAUGAUGACGAGGAUUGACUCCAUGAGUUGGACGACAUUCGAAUGAGUGAUGCAAUUUUGAAAGUGGUCCCUCCUUCGGUCGAGCACUCUCUGAAAGGCCUCUCUGUGGAUUGUGUGCUCUCGUCUACUCGUGGAAAAUUCGAUGCCUCGGAGUUCCCAUUCUAGGGAUGUCUUUCGGCUGGACGAUUUAUUGUCUAGUAGCGGUGCCCCGAAUCACUAUCACAAAAGGUCGGAGAAAUUUGUGGACCGGGAGGAAGAGGGAAAAAGUACAUGAAAAAUGAGAUCGAAAAGACAUGACUGGUGGGUUUAGGUGAAGCUUUUGGAAGCGAAAAGCGCACAUAUAACGCAAGAGGUAGAGUCCACGCUGUAUCUUGGAUGAAAGGUACGAGAACUUACAUACCAGGUCACAUCAGUGUUGGCAAAGGCGGAAGACGAAGUGUUCCACUACGCACUUGCCCUAAUAGUCUUUGUCUGUUGGUUGGAAACAAUAUAUGACCGACAAGGAAACGGCAGCGGGGUAAUUCCAGAAGUGUUUACUGGCAGGAAUCACUAGAUUUCAUGUCUAAAAUCAUAAGGUAUAUAUUUUGUUUCCUUUCCUUCCGUAAGUAUGUUGCAGCAAGCCGUCGUGAGCCAGUAUUAUCAAACAAGUGGGUGGAUGGAGUAGGCCAAUGCAUUGUGUACGCUCUCAGGAGAACGAAGGACAUUAACUAAUCAAAUAGCAACGUUAUCAGAAGACCCAUCAAGUUGUUUGUGGAUGAAACCAAAAGGGUUAGAUGGGGCUGGACUUUCAUUUAAUCGCAAUGGGAGAUACGUUCUUUCCUUCUGUAUCUGGUAACUCUUACUUUCUCAAUGGCAUGAAGAUUCUCUUCGUGGAAUGACGAGGAAGAGGAAUAGCAACCACAUCAUGUGGGGAAUCAAUAACAAUCCGGAGAUAGAAUAGACAAUCAUUGGACCAUAAAGGAAUGGGAUGAAAAGAUCGUUGUUUACGAAGAACCACGUUGUCACCCGCACCCAUCCUUUCAGAUCAUGAAUGAAUAGAUGGCGGAACUUUGAAAGAAUGUGGAAGGUAGGGAGAGGACUUGGGUGAACAAUAACAACUUUCAUAGUUGAACUACAUCAUGAGCUAGAUUUUGUCAUUUACUACAAAGCUGUAGACGCCUAUUCAUCAAUAUCUGUUCUCUUCUUCUGGUACAUGACCAACGACCCUUGUUUACGAGUAGUAUUACACUCGAUCACAGCCCGUAAAGCAUUUGUGGUGCCCACAUAUAAAGUUGUUGCACCCGAAAGACUUGUAAAUCGUUGAGAUUUCACGUGCAACGUCACCGGUCCGAUGUAAGGUGUGCCUAAAAUACAGCCGGUAUCCCUCGAUAAAAUUACUAUAAAUUUUGGUUUUUUGUAACAUUCA
Molecule: messenger RNA, 1417 nt
Organism: Marchantia polymorpha subsp. ruderalis
Lineage: Eukaryota; Viridiplantae; Streptophyta; Marchantiopsida; Marchantiales; Marchantiaceae
Source: the annotation of a GenBank genome assembly